Molecule: messenger RNA, 793 nt
Organism: Podarcis raffonei (Aeolian wall lizard)
Lineage: Eukaryota; Metazoa; Chordata; Lepidosauria; Squamata; Lacertidae
Gene: UXT
Product: ubiquitously expressed prefoldin like chaperone
Exons: 6
Coding region: 18-485 (155 amino acids)
Biological process (GO): negative regulation of transcription by RNA polymerase II
Molecular function (GO): transcription corepressor activity
Source: RefSeq, a predicted model, not a curated record
GCGGGCAGCUGGCCGGGAUGCCGGGCGAGCGGCAGGUGCAGGAGAAGGUGCUUCAGUACGAGGCCUUCGUCAGCGAGGUUCUGCAGAGGGACCUCCGGAAGGUUCUGGAGCAGCGGGAUCAGGUCUAUGAAAAGAUGGCUCAGUACCUGCAGCUCAAGAAUAUUAUUGAGCGGUUGCAGGAGACAGGAAGCCAGGAGCUGACAACUCAAGUGGAUCUAGGCUGCAAUUUCUAUGUCAAUGCAGAAGUGCCUGAUGCCUCCACCAUAUUUGUAGCACUGGGUUAUGGGUUCUUUGUGGAGUUGACUCUUCCUGAGGCGCUUGCCUUCAUUGAGAAGAAGAACAAGCUACUAACAGAACUCAGUGAAGCCCUUACCAAAGACUCUGCCAAGAUCAAAGCCAAUAUUCGGAUGGUUUUAGAGGGCUUGCAUGAACUCCAAGGUCUCCAAGAUUUGCCUGAGGAGACCAGAAGGGACAUCUUCCUUUAGGCACCAGCCCUUCCUAGAGGGGACGUUUUCAAUGUGAUAUGCUGGAAGAAGAGUUAGUCUCUUGGGCAUUUUGGUGGUGGCAGCAGGAACUUCGUUUGUAACUGAGGAAACCCUUAUGAGUUGGGUAGGGUGAAUGUACUUACAGGGACAGCAGAUUGGAGAGUUUGAGAGAGAACAGUUUCUCUUGGGGUGGUUGAUUUCACUGCUCCAAAUAUUCAAGCCUUCUCUGCCUCUGUUUCCCCAGGAACUGUGUCUUAGUAUAAGUUCAUCUCAAUUUGCAAAAGUAACAAAUAAAGAUGAUUAUUCCA